Molecule: messenger RNA, 393 nt
Organism: Hylaeus volcanicus
Lineage: Eukaryota; Metazoa; Arthropoda; Insecta; Hymenoptera; Colletidae
Exons: 1
Coding region: 1-393 (130 amino acids)
Biological process (GO): DNA integration; DNA transposition
Molecular function (GO): DNA binding
Source: RefSeq, a predicted model, not a curated record
AUGAGUAAAGGAAGAAAUAUCACGCCAGAACAACGGCGACUAGUACAACAGCUUCGGAAGGAUGGAAUGUCCUACCGAAAGAUUUCCGCUAAAUUAGAAAUAUCCGUUACGGCUUGUCAUCAAGCUAUACAACAUAUUAAGCAUCAUGGAACACCAGACAAUGUUCCUCGUAAAGCAAGACCUCGAAAAACUGAUCAAAGAACUGAUCGCAAGAUUCACCGAUUAUCUGAAGCGGACAGAUUCAAAACUGCAGUUGUCAUCCACGGUGAAAUAUCAACAGAUCUUCAUGAAGAAAUAAGUAUUAAAACUGUUCAGCGAAGACUUGACGAGUUUCAAUUAUACGGACGCGUUGCCAGAAAGAAACCGUUCAUUUCAGAAAAAUCGUCGGGCUAG